CCCAAAGUCAACCCGAAUCCUCCAUGUAGGCACCCUUUUGUCAGACACGGUCGAAAGUCUAGCCGGCGGUAUGGAUGUUGACCUCAUUCAUAUUUGCUUCUCGGCGCGGAUGUGACAAACAAAUAUAAGCCGCAUGGAUCACGAGGGAAACAAAGAGUUCAGCUAUUUGGAGUGUACCAUAGGAAGUUUCCAGGUUACUCUUCAACAGAGACUUUGUACCCAACUCCUCUUCCACUUUCCACCCCACGUGAGUCAAACGACGACAACAUGGCCUCCACAGACUCCCUCCAAUCAGCAGACUACAUCAUCGUCGGUGGUGGAACCGCCGGACUCGUCGUCGCGGCUCGUCUAUCCGAGUAUUCCAAUGCCAAAGUACUCCUCCUUGAGAGCGGCCCCGACCGCACCACAGACCCCAAAGUUCAAGAUCCUGAUGCCUGGAGGGAUCUCGGCGGAUCCGAGCUUGACUGGAAAGUGAAAAUCGGACCCCAAGCCAACCUGAACGAUCGCGAGCUUGACCACCCAGCGGGACGAGUUCUGGGCGGAUCCUCUGCCAUCAAUGGAAUGGCAUAUGUUGCCCCAUCGCCUGCCGGAAUCGACGCAUGGGCUAAACUCGGCAAUCCAGACUGGACCUGGAAAUCGCUGUUACCAUACCUGCAAAAGAGCUAUACCGUGACCGCGCCAGAAUCGCACCCCGAUCUGAAAGAAACCCAGCGCAUUCCAUCGACAGGACCUGUACAGUUGACAUUCCCUGCUCUUGCUGACCCCGGUAGCAAGCCUCUACUGGAUGCGUGGAAUGAGGCUCUCGCAGCUCAGGGGUACGAUCUUAAUACCGACAUUCUUGCAGAGAAGAACUCUCUCGGACCUCGUCCUUAUGCCGCCACUAUUGACCCCAUCUCGGGUCUGCGCAGCGGCGCGGAUCGUGGAUAUGGACCUAUGACGAUCGGGCGUCCCAACGUGCGCAUCAUCACAGAUGCGACGGUCCGUCGGAUUCGGUUCGACUCAAAUGGUCCCAACUUGACUGCGAACGGAGUUGAAUACAUCCACAACGGGCAACUCGUCACGGCCCAAGCUUCGAAAGAGGUCAUUCUCGCAGCUGGCGCGCUCCAUACACCCAAGCUUCUUGAGCUAUCUGGCAUUGGCCAGAAAGAGCGACUGGAGAACCUCGGCAUUCCUGUUAUCCUCAAUCUACCCGGGGUAGGAGAAAAUCUCCAGAAUCACCUGCUACGCCCAAUCAUUGCUCCACUCAAAGAACAUCCAGGUUUGCACAAUGUCUCACCCGGAUUGAAGAGUCUUGCCAUGACUAGACUGGACUCCGAGGAACAAAGCCUGCUUCUUUCUACAAACGAAGGUGACUUUGACAACCGCGUCAACCAGAUGAUUCGCUCAAUUAUCUCCAGCCCUACUGAGGCCACAGCUUCGAUCUUCCUGGGUGCUGUGGCGCCGAGUGUGGCUAUAAUAGUACCAAUCAUAAGCUUCCCGUUGUCCCGCGGGAGCUGCCAUCUCUCCUCUACUGAUCCUGAUGCACUGCCAGCAGUCGAUGGAGGAUUAGCCAGCAAAGAAUUUGAUCGGGAGAUACUCGCCAGGCACGUGCGGAACUGCUACGAGCUGAUCAACUCUCCCGGUCUGGGCUCUAUCUUUGAGCCAAACGCUGCAGACUUGGAUAUCGAGUCUAUCAAGAAAGACUUACGGGAUACAGCAUCGUCGGCACACCAUGCCUGUGGAACCGCCGCUAUGCUCCCUAAGGAUGAGGGAGGUGUGGUCAAUCAGAAUUUGACAGUCUACGGGACGGAGAAUUUGCGCAUCGUUGAUGCCAGUGUGUUCCCAUUGAUUCCUCACGCCAAUCCCUUGGCCACGGUCUACGCAGUGGCCGAGCGUGCCGCUGAUCUGAUUCGCGGUGCUACUCAUUAAACAGAUCAGGACUUACACGAGAUACUACUCGUCUUGGGAGGGAUGAGAUCUAGCUCAGCAAUGGGACUAAUAAUACUAAACAUAUUCUAUUCCUAACAUGCAGCCUAUGUCUGAGUCGUUAAAGAUGUAAUUGCACGACCGAACAUCGCUUUCAAGCUCGACAAAGC
This is a messenger RNA of Penicillium brasilianum, 2075 nucleotides long. Lineage: Eukaryota; Fungi; Ascomycota; Eurotiomycetes; Eurotiales; Aspergillaceae. The record is from the annotation of a GenBank genome assembly.